Molecule: messenger RNA, 1358 nt
Organism: Vicia villosa (hairy vetch)
Lineage: Eukaryota; Viridiplantae; Streptophyta; Magnoliopsida; Fabales; Fabaceae
Product: xyloglucan endotransglucosylase/hydrolase protein 31-like
Exons: 4
Coding region: 52-963 (303 amino acids)
Biological process (GO): xyloglucan metabolic process; cell wall biogenesis
Cellular component (GO): apoplast; cell wall
Molecular function (GO): xyloglucan:xyloglucosyl transferase activity; hydrolase activity, hydrolyzing O-glycosyl compounds
Source: RefSeq, a predicted model, not a curated record
AACUAUGUAACUAUAAUCUUUCAUAACUACCAAUUCUACCUCAAAUUUUCCAUGUUCUCAAAAACUACAAUGCUAUCAUCACUCUAUGUGGUUCCUCUCUUCUCUCUUUUAUUCUCAUUCAUGGUUUGUAGAAAUAAUGCUGAGGGUCCACCUUCACCAGGAUACUACCCUAGCUCCAAAGUAAGCCCUAUUAGCUUUGACCAUGGAUUUGGAAACCUUUGGGGACCUCAGCAUCAGAAACUAGACCAAGGAUCAUUAAAAAUAUGGCUUGACACUACUUCAGGGAGUGGAUUCAAGUCGCUUCACUCUUAUCGAUCCGGAUACUUUGGUGCCUCGGUUAAGCUUCAAACCGGUUAUACCGCAGGAGUCAUUACAUCUUUCUAUCUUUCAAACAACCAAGACUAUCCAGGAAACCAUGAUGAAAUAGACAUUGAGUUCCUUGGUACCACACCGGAUAAACCAUAUGUGUUGCAAACAAAUGUGUACAUAAGAGGAAGUGGAGAUGCAAAGGUUAUAGGAAGAGAGAUGAGAUUUCAUCUUUGGUUCAAUCCAACUCAAGAUUUUCACAACUAUGCUAUUCUAUGGAAACCUAGUGAGAUCAUAUUUUUUGUGGAUGAUGUUCCAAUAAGAAGGUACCCUAGGAAGAGUGAUGUUACAUUCCCUUCAAGACCAAUGUAUGUGUAUGGAUCAAUAUGGGAUGCAUCUUCUUGGGCUACUGAGAAUGGAAAAUACAAAGCAAAUUAUACUUAUCAACCUUUCAUUGGUAGAUAUAAAAAUUUCAAACUUCAAGGUUGUACAAAUUAUUCCACCUCAUGUAGGCCACCUUCGGCCUCGCUUCCCGGCUAUGGCAGUAGCCUGAGCCGUCAGCAAAGUCUUGCAAUGCAAUGGGUCCAAAAGAAUUACUUGGUGUAUGAUUAUUGUCGUGAUAAUACGAAAGACCAUACACUUACUCCAGAGUGUUAGGGUUUGAUUUGGUUCAAUUUGGUUGCGUACCAAAAUAUAUGGUUGAUGGAGUGAUUUUUGAGACGGUCCCACUAUAGUCCUAUAAUAUUGCUGAUGAAAUAAAUCUAUGUGUGGAUAGUUUUCUAAUAAUGGUUAAGGCAUCAUGAAAUGGGAAAAGUGACCCUGUUCCCUUGAAAGUAAGCCAUUUAAAGGAACCUUCUUAUUGGAUUUUUGUUGCUGAAUUGGACCUCACAGAUUGUCGGUAGCACUUCUCUCUUCCAUGAAUUUGUAUAUCAACAAUAAUCAUUACUAAGAAUGUUAGAAAUUUAGAAUAAUCAGCUCUGCUUAUAAUUAUGCAUAGACAUCUGAUUGCAGAUGUGUGAGUGUGAGUUUGAACUCGUAAUAUUUUAAUUAUU